This is a messenger RNA of Drosophila serrata, 1366 nucleotides long. RefSeq names its product Odorant-binding protein 28a (gene Obp28a). The record is from RefSeq and is a predicted model, not a curated record. Gene Ontology annotation, biological process: sensory perception of smell. Gene Ontology annotation, molecular function: odorant binding. Lineage: Eukaryota; Metazoa; Arthropoda; Insecta; Diptera; Drosophilidae.
AAUUAUAAUACCCUGGAAGGGUAUAAAAAUAAUUAUUGGAUCUGGUGCAGUCGUUUUUUGAAUGUUUAAGUAAAAUCAUAUAAUAAACAUUUUGUUUGUUAAACAUUAAAGUUAAAAUGUUAAUCAAAACCCUAAAAAAAGGCAGGGGCAUACUUGCUUUGCGGAGACGACUAAGGUCGUUAGUUUGAACUGAUCCGCAGGUCCUUUCACAUCGUGGGUUCGAACCGAACCGCCGGUCAUUUAUAAUUAUAUUACUAUUAUAAUUUAUUAAAACCCAUGUUAAAGAAAGGAGAAAAAAGUGGUCAUAACCACACUAACUCCAAACAUUCUAAUAUACAUAUUUGUGAAGAUUAUAUAAAAACUAACAAAAAAGAAGUUAACAAAUAAUUUAAUCAGAUUCGUUUGCGUCACUAAAGCAUCUAGCAGCCUUAAAAAUAAAGACUUACAUGCAGAAUCCGUGCAAAAACGAAUCGGUUGAUGAAUUUCAUCAAAAAAAUAUAUUUAUUAUAGAGCCGGAAACGAUCCUACACUGUAUAUAAUUUUUUUCAGAACCCACCCACACUGUGUGGUGCAAUAUCAUAUGAAUAUCCAUAUGUACGUAUUCACAUACAUGCGUGUUUGUUGGGGGCGGUUCUUGUAUUACUUCAAGUUUGUCAGCCGAUGGAGUUUGAAAUGGAGAAAAAAAAAUAAUACAAAUAAAAAAACAAUCGCGGUCAUGGCAAUUAAUCUCACAAUGUUAAUUUUUGAAAAAGGCCAUACUAUAUUAUUUCACAGCCCAGCGAGUAUACGAAUCGGCUAUAAAAGCUUGAGCACCCCAUUUGGAGAGGUCAAGUUUAGUCGAAUUGUGGAAGCAUAAGCCUAGCAACAUGCAACGGUUACCGAUAAUUUUCUUAGCAGUCUUGCUUCUUAGCGUCGCCAUUUUAGUGCGCGGCUUCGACGAAAAGGAAGCCAUGGCCAAGCUAAUGGAGUCUGCCGAGUCCUGUUUGGGCCAAGUCGGUGCUGCUCAAAGCGAUUUGCAGGACCUGGUUAAGAAACAACCUGCAUCCACCUAUCAAGGCAAGUGCCUGAGGGCAUGUGUAAUGAAGAGUUUUGGGCUACUCGACUCCAGCGGCAAGCUGGAUAUCGAGGCCGGCCACGAGAAAGCAAAACAGUAUACAGGGGAUGAUCCCACCAAGCUUAAAAUCGCCCUCGAAAUUGGCGACACUUGUGCUGCCAUCAGUGUGCCGGAGGAUCACUGCGAGGCCGCAGAGGCCUACGGCAUUUGCUUUAAAAGCGAGGCCACCAAACAUGGACUAAUGUAGACCGACCUGCAGCCCCCAACCUGGAUCAGCGCUGGUCCACUCCCAAGCCACGCACGUACUACGUA